UGUCGCUUAGUGGAAGCUGUACAAGUUUAAUACUGCUGGUUAAAUAAACGAAAGGUUGUUCACCUGCAGCACCUGAUCAACUGCUGAUAGUGUAGCUGCUAAGUCGAAAGACACAAUGUCCUGAUGGAGAAUAUCCGAUCACGUCUGAAAUUGACAGGGAAUAAAGUCGAAGAUGUAAAACUUAGGAAAAGAAAAUCUCAACUUUACGCAAAGGAAGAUGAAUCCCCUCUUAACAACGGUGUGCUGAGAGUUGUUGUGUUUUCUGUGGCGUUCAGGCUGAUCAACUGCUUUCUGGUCCAGACCAGCUUCGUCCCCGAUGAGUACUGGCAGUCUCUGGAGGUCUCCCAUCAUAUGGUCUUCAAUUAUGGGUACCUGACGUGGGAAUGGAAGGCAGGACUAAGAGGAUUCUUCUAUCCACUCUUCUUUGCAUUCAUAUAUAAGACAUUACACUUCAUCAACUACGACUCAGUCUAUCUCCUGAUAUGGCUCCCACGAAUAAUUCAAGCGCUCCUGGCUGCGUUCGCAGACGUGAAAUUCUACUUCCUCAUCCGCACGUUAGAAAGUCGUGAUGUUGCAAAAUGGACGUUCUUCUGCCAUCUGUGCUCGUGGUUCUCUUGGUACUGCUGCACGAGGACUCUGACCAACAGCAUGGAGACCACCAUCACUUCUCUGGCUCUGUUUUACUUUCCCCUGCCCGGGUCCAAAACACACAGCAGCAAAAAGUAUUUGACCCUGGUCGCCCUGGCUGUCAUUGUUCGACCGACAGCCCUCAUUGUCUGGUUUCCUCUGCUGAUGUACCAUUUCUGGCAGGAAGAUAACAAACUGAGACUCAUCACGCAUAACUUCAUUCCUAUAGGAGCUGUGGCAGUUGUGAUUUCAACUGUGAUCGACUGCAUAUUCUAUGAAAAGUGGACCAUGGUGCAGUUCAACUUCCUGAGGUUUAACAUCUUCUAUGGCGUGGCUGAUUUCUACGGCUCUCAUCCCUGGCACUGGUACUUCACUCAGGGGUUUGCUGUCGUGAUCGGCCCUCAUCUUCCACUCUUUCUCCAUGGGUGCACCAUCGCCUUCAAAAGAUACAAGAUUCUGUUGGCAGCAGUCGUCUGGACACUUGUGGUUUACAGUUUGCUUCCUCACAAGGAGUUCAGGUUCAUCUACCCGGUGUUGCCGUUCUGUAUGGUGUUCUGUGGGAUAUCUUUGGCUAACUUGAAAGCGUGGCGACGAGCUGCUGCGUUCGUCUUGUUGGCGAGUAACCUGGUUGCGGCGCUGUACACCGGCCUGAUCCACCAGCGAGGCACUCUGGAUGUCAUGAGCCGUCUCCAAAACCUUUGUGACGUCAGCAGCACCUCCACUCCCUCGCGGCCGGACGUCCUGCUCCUCAUGCCCUGCCACUCAACGCCUUUUUACAGUAAUGGCACAAACUGAAUCUCCUGAUGAAGA
This is a messenger RNA of Micropterus salmoides (largemouth bass), 1437 nucleotides long. RefSeq names its product GPI mannosyltransferase 3-like. Gene Ontology annotation, biological process: GPI anchor biosynthetic process. The record is from RefSeq and is a predicted model, not a curated record. NCBI's taxonomy places the organism in Eukaryota, Metazoa, Chordata, Actinopteri, Centrarchiformes, Centrarchidae. Gene Ontology annotation, molecular function: alpha-1,2-mannosyltransferase activity. Gene Ontology annotation, cellular component: endoplasmic reticulum membrane.